This is a messenger RNA of Alternaria atra, 789 nucleotides long. RefSeq lists its product as uncharacterized. The coding region runs from base 1 to 789 and encodes 262 amino acids. The transcript has 3 exons. NCBI's taxonomy places the organism in Eukaryota, Fungi, Ascomycota, Dothideomycetes, Pleosporales, Pleosporaceae. The record is from RefSeq and is a predicted model, not a curated record.
AUGGCGUAUUCUAGAAUUAGCUCUUGGAUUGUCUUCAGCCUCGUCUCAAUCACAGUUCUCAUUCAAGUCGCUUCCAGCUCAAGGAUCGCGACGUUUACAGACGGGCAGUGCAAAAACGCAUUUCAGAGCGUCAAUGCAGAGAAUGGCUAUCCCAACGGUACUUGUACUAGAUUGGCAGAUUCGGGAAGAUUUGGAAGCUUCCAAGUCGUAGGUCUUGACCCAGGCUGCAGUGCCACUAUAUAUGGUGCCGAUAGCGAAGAGUUUGUUCCAUGCUCGUCUACAGUCCUUCAGUUCGCCAAGAUAGCCGAGUGCUACAACUCCUCCUUCGUCUAUUACAGCGUCGACGCUUGUACGCCGCCUGAUCAGAUAUCGUCAUCGUCGCUUUCCGCAACACCAUCGUCCUCCCCAUCUUCGACCCCGUCUCCCAGUGCAGUAGGCAAGCUUAGGAAAAGCAACACUGGUGCUAUAGCUGGAGGUGUAGUCGGCGGCGUAGCUGGGCUCGCUCUCAUCGCUGCUGCCAUCUUUCUGCUUCUCCGCCGUAAGAGAAAACAACGCCAACAACCACCAGAGGCACCCUCAGAUGAGCGGCGAGAGGCUGGUGGAAGUGCACUUACGGAACUCCCACACGAAGAUCGGAAGCAAGAGAUGGAUUCCAAGAACUCAGCACCUCAAGAGCUCGGUAACAAGCCCAGCGUGGAAGUACCUCCGGUUGAGCUGCCAGGAACCGAUGUUGUUCAGCACCCUCAGUAUAUACCUGACUCGCAGCUCACUGUCAGUGAGAAGCACUGA